Maniola jurtina (meadow brown) is the source of this 1383-nucleotide messenger RNA. RefSeq lists its product as uncharacterized. The coding region runs from base 116 to 1315 and encodes 399 amino acids. The transcript is spliced from 6 exons. Lineage: Eukaryota; Metazoa; Arthropoda; Insecta; Lepidoptera; Nymphalidae. The record is from RefSeq and is a predicted model, not a curated record.
CACAGACCAUGAAAUUGAACAUUUGUAGUGUUAUUGUGGUGUUAUUUAAAUUUUCAAAAUCCAAGUUAUGUGAGAGUUAAUAAAUGUAAUUAUUUCAGAAAUUUUUUAACCAAAAAUGUCUUUUUCCGAUUUAAAACAUGCUUUAAGAAAGUUUGACUUCCCGGCUUGUGCAAAAGAAGCUCUUAUUAAGAUAGAACAAUUAUUGGUCGGGCGAGCGGCUCCUACGAACAAACAGCUCGAUGUAGCCAUGGAUAUAAUAUCAGAGUUCGUGUUUUGCGAGACUGAUAGACGCGGAAACCGACGUGGUCUAAACCCUCUGCAGGAGCUCCAACUAAUAGAUGUGAUCUGCGACUAUAUCUCUGCUUGUAACAGUGAUACUACGAAGAAUACGAUAUUUUUAUCUUUAUUUGGAAGUAUGGAAAGUCAAAGGAAGUUGAAAGUCUUAAGUAUUCUAGCUAGUAUGGCUGUUUCAGCCUCUAGUACGCCUGUGUUACUAGCGGUAGGUGUAUGGCUCCAACAAAUGGGUUGCUCAUCACCACAAUCUCUACAACUGGUGGAAAAUGUCAUCAGAGAUCACUUUUAUCUCAACACAUCCAAUCAGAACACCCUCAAGAUCUUAGCCACGACAGCUCCUCAGUUUGUGUCAAACUUCAUCACAGCGGUCACAGAACUGUACAUGCAUGACAUACAGAGGGUCAAGAAGAUGCCACCAAAGAACUUGCUAGAAAUUAUCACAUCUUGGGUAUACUCCAACCCAACUCUCUGCAUGUCAGCACAGUUGAACCCAGCGUCUCUGCCCAAUGGCUCCAUUCCUAUGGGAGCUGUCACACCGCUGGCUGGCUUGAUACACUGGUGUGCAUUGGCUCCUCUUUAUAUAGAUGAAGAUACAGAAAUGGAGGAACUACCCAUAAAGCGAAUCAAACUAGAAGAUGAGAAGUUUCCAAUUGUCAAAUCAGUACCAAGCAAGUCUCUUACUGAAUCAGAGUUAUAUUUGAAGCUACAUCUUGGAGUACUGAACAGUUUACGUGCAGGGAGGAGAACUCACGGCCCUCCGACAGCAGUGAAUGCUCAGCAUUUGGCUGCGUUGACACCGUUGGUGCAAAACUAUGCACAUCAACUGCUGAAGUGUGGUGUUAAGCUACAAACUGAUACUAGAUUACAGGAUUGCUUGGACAGAAUAGGCCAGGCCGUGCAAGUGGCCCUCGCCAACGGCUGUGUGUACGGCAACAUCAGUAACCUUCUAGCUGCACUGGACACUCUACCUGAGAACAGGCUCCUGCGCAUCAUCAUCAAAUGCCACCAGCAGACCAUAUGACAUGUGCUCUGAUUGGGGGAUAGUGUGGAUGUAUCAGCUAUGGAGACUGCUGACAUUGAGGGAACUAA